GCAGCUGACGAGAAGCUUCAAGUAUAGGUUAAUAUCAGAGAAGCAUGUGACUUGGGCAAUCUACAUGUGAUGCCAGUUGAGCCCCAGGAAGACGGUGCAGCCACAGCAGUGCCGAGCAACAUAAAGGUCCUGCUGGACAAGCUGUUGGAGUGAGAAUCAAGACAGCUGUAUCACAGGGUCAUACCCACCACAAUCUGCAUGACGACAGUAUUUUCCAGUAUCAUCCUAUUCAAAUAACAUAUUCAAGCAUCCUUGGGAAAUUGAGGUGGAGGAGAUCAGGCCACACAAGCUGUAAACCCUUGGUGGUCCUAAGACAAAAGAGGCUUUGUUAAGAGUUUUGUUUCGGUAGGACCUGCUUUAACAGUGACAAAGACAGCCAGACACUUCAACCUCUGAUAAUAAACUUUGUUACACAAAUCUAAAUCAUAAUGGAUGACAAGUAUGUCCUAUGCAAUUGGAAAGACCAGUUGUGGCCAGCAAAAGUUUUGUCCAGAUCUGAAACGUCAUCAAAUAAUAAGAGAAAAAAGACAUUCUCCCUAGAAGUUCAAAUACUUUCACUAGAUGAAAAAAUUAAAGUGGACACCACAGAAACAAAGACCCUCAGUAAAUCACAAAUUGAAGCCAUUGCCUCCUCACUACGAUCAGAGGUCAGUGCUUCACUCACAGAGGAAACUGUCUAUGAAAGAUCACUCAAAGUGGCACUGGAUAUUCUGAAUGAAAGAACAGAUUUGAGUGAAGCAAGCAUUUCAGAUAAAGAGAAGACCACUACACUAUUUCAAAGUGUACCACAAAAACCACCUGAUUCACCACCUCAUAAAAAGUAUCAGAAGUACAAAGGGGACUUACCAGAGUGUCUUGAGGAAAAUGAAAACUCAACAUCACUGUUAAUAUCUUCAGAGAGUGAUGAUUCCCUGUGUGAUGAUAAAUCACAGGUACAUACAACCAUUGGCACUAUUCCAAGUGAAAUGGAAACAAAACCAUCACAAAAUUUCAACCUCUGCCAAAAUUUUCCUUCACUUUCAGAAGAUGAUGAUAAAAAAGAGAACAAGAAAAAGAUUGAUAUUGCAGCAGUUUUGUCCGUGAAUUUCAAAGUCAAAAAGGAGGAUACAUGUGUUAAAGAUGAAAAGUUUACUUCAUCUUUACCAUCAGAUAUUAAGCCCAAAACUUUGAAAGAGGAAAAAGAAGAAGAUUGCCCGAAGACCCUAACUGUUUCCUCUGACUGCUCUAUCCUCUCAGAGAAUGUUGAAGAUCCUGGAGAGGGUCCCUCAAAUCCAUGCUUAGAUACCAGCCAGAAUCAACCUUCCAUGGAAUCAGAGAUGGGUGCCACAACAUCCCCCAAGAGCUGUUCAUGGGAGCACCAGGUUUCAUUUAAUGCCUCUAACUGUGUCUUUGAUUAUUCACUUCUUAGGAAUAGUGGAAGAAAUGUUCAGAGACUGGAUUUUGAUGAAUUUGAGGAAGAAGGACUUGUUUCUGACAAGGCAUUGUGUCUAAAUCGUGUUAAUACUUCUAUAUUGGAUGACAGUGAAGAAGAUGAAGAACUUCCACAAUUACUUUUUCAUUAUGAACCACGUUCAUUUGAAACAGGAAUGAUAGUCUGGUUUCAAUAUAAAAAAUAUCCAUUUUGGCCAGCAGUGGUAAAAAGCAUCAGGCGCAAAGAGAGGAAAGCAAGUGUGCUUUUCAUUGAAGCAAACAUGAAUCCUGAAAAGAAAGGUGUUAGAGUAUCUUUUAGAAAAUUAAAGAAUUUCGAUUGUAAAGAGAAACAAAAACUAGUAGAUAAAGCCAGGGAGGAUUAUAGUGAAAGUAUUGACUGGUGCAUCUCACUGAUUUGUGACUACAGAGUUAGAAUAGGUUGUGGUUCUUUUGCAGGCUCUAUCUUUGAAUAUUAUGCUGCUGACAUUAGUUAUCCAAUUAGAAAAGCAAUCAAACAGGAUACUUUUAGGAACUUAUUUCCAAAGCUACAUGAUGAAGAUACUGUGGAACCAAUGGUUGUGACUUCCCAGGCCAAAAAAGUGGCCUUCCAGAAAACUCUCCCUGACCGAAUGAAGUCUGCUCGGGACCGAGCCAACAAGAACAUAGUGGACUUCAUUGUAAAUGCAAAGGGAGCUGAGAAUCAUCUUUUGGGCAUUUUAAAAGGCACAAAAGGAUCCAGAUGGCUGAAAUCAUUUUUGAAUGCAAAUAGGUUCACACCUUGCAUUGAAACAUACUUAGAGGAUGAAGAUCAGUUGGAUGAAGUGGUAAAAUAUUUACAAGAAAUCUACAAACAAAUAGAUGAAAGAAUGCUGACUCUGAUAAAAGAUGACAAAAUUAAAUUUAUCCUAGAAGUUCUUCUGCCAGAGGCAAUUAUUUGUUCAAUUUCUGCCGUUGAUGGGUUAGAUUACAAGGCAGCUGAAGCAAAAUAUCUAAAAGGACCAUCUCUAGGCUACAGAGAAAGAGAAUUAUUUGAUGCAAAAAUCAUAUUUGAAAAGAGACGGAAACCGGUAACAAAUGAGGCUCGUUAAAUAUUCUGAGUUGAAACUAUAAAAGAAAGCUUUACUAGAUUUUAGUUUUAAAAAAUCUCUGAACAAGUCUUUAUAGCAUGUAAACAUUUUCUGAAAAUGGGAGAGAUUGAGUAAUGUGUUCACUUUUUUUGGCGAUCUCUAGGAUCUGUGGCUAUUGUUACAUCUUUAUUUCCUUUCCUUGUGUUUCUUAAAGACAGUUUUAAAAGUUGACAUAUUUCUGCAAUUCUACUGAAAUAUUUACUUUCAUGUUGAUCUUGUAUUAUUUUAAAAGAAAGCAAUUCUACUUUCCAGUAUGUUUUUAGAAUGGAUAAUUCCCAAAUGGCUUACAGGGGAAAGUGCUAUUUUGUUUAAUGACAUUUUUGUGUCAUUCUGAAAAGUUAAAUAGAGUGUGCACAAUUAUUUUAAUAUUGAAAUUGCACUGGUGUUAGAUAUUAAGCAAGAUAACUAGAAAAAAGUCUGCAGGAAACAUCAAUAUAUUUUUUGCUUAAAUUUUUUAAAUAUUAGAUUGUCUCUUAAGAUAGUUGAAUUAUUGUUUCCUGCCAUGCUUAUUUUUUGGGGGAAAAAAUUUCUGAAACAUAGAACCAAAGAUAGAUAUGCUUUGCGAUAUAUUAUAACUAUAGCUUCUUUUGCAAUGUAACAGAAUGAAAUUCAAAAAAUAAAGUAAAUGAAGCAUUUGCACAUAGUCUACAAAUGCAUGAAUAACAUCUCAGCAUGUACAAAAUAAUUUUGGUAGCCUUGAACAGGAUUGUUCAUUCUAUAUUUCCAUAAAAUUUCAUUUUGGGGAGUGUCUUUCCUUCAAUAGUUUCUUAAAACAGACAGGCUUCUGGCUGACUUCAUUACCAGUAGUGGGUUUUCUUAAUAUAGCUGUGUAAUCACACAUGGAAGGCAGCUUAGAGUCAUUGUAUUCACAGUCUGGCCACUCUAGACCUAGUCCAGGAUGACUGCUUAAGAACCCAUCUAGUUUGGUAUAAACUGUAGAAAAAGCAAACUCAUUGUUCUGGGUAUUUUUAUCUCUAAAUAUAUAGUCACUAAUCUCAAACCAAGCAAACUUUAUCAUCUGGCUUAUUUGUAGUAUAGUUCCGACUAGUUCCAAUAUUAUAAAUGCCAACUGCCAACUGCUAAGUCAUUCCAAAUGGCUAGGAGUAGAUGGACCAGAAUCUGGGAGAUUGAAAAUGGAUCAUAAAAAGCCUCCAUUUGGCUAAAUAUGACAAUUAUCUGAAUAUAAUUAAAUAAAAAGUCUGAAGCCAAUCUAUUAUUUAUUCUAACUUGAAAUAAUAUUUUUGUGAAAAAAUGUUAGAAAAAUUAGUUUAUUUUCAAAACUUGUAUGAAAAAAAUGCUAAAGACAACAUAAAACUGUCUGCAUUUUUGCCUCUUAGAAUGAGACAGUGAUUACUCUUGGGUUCUUGUUAUGUGUUACAUGGCUACAUGUUUAUGUAAAAAUUGCAAAAGUUUGGUGUUUCGAUUUGCAAUAAAACCAUUAUACUCUUCA
Molecule: messenger RNA, 3987 nt
Organism: Carlito syrichta (Philippine tarsier)
Lineage: Eukaryota; Metazoa; Chordata; Mammalia; Primates; Tarsiidae
Gene: PWWP3B
Product: MUM1 like 1
Exons: 3
Coding region: 429-2498 (689 amino acids)
Source: RefSeq, a predicted model, not a curated record